Molecule: messenger RNA, 1254 nt
Organism: Oppia nitens
Lineage: Eukaryota; Metazoa; Arthropoda; Arachnida; Sarcoptiformes; Oppiidae
Product: MKI67 FHA domain-interacting nucleolar phosphoprotein-like
Exons: 4
Coding region: 370-1254 (294 amino acids)
Biological process (GO): maturation of LSU-rRNA from tricistronic rRNA transcript (SSU-rRNA, 5.8S rRNA, LSU-rRNA)
Cellular component (GO): nucleolus
Molecular function (GO): RNA binding
Source: RefSeq, a predicted model, not a curated record
UGCGGAAGAAAUAAAACGAUCCGAAGAAGAGAAUGGCCUCAACAUAGAGUACACCUUUGAAUACUUGAGACCACUUGAAUGACUCGGUCUUCGGAUAUCUUUUCAACAUUUAUCGGUAGCAACAAAAUCACCGCCAAUUUGGUCACCAAUUGGUUAUUAUUUAGUGAUCGCAACACUCAUUACAAACAUAUAAUACAAAGCCGUCAACACCUCUAAUAAUAUGACAACAACGACAACACCUCUAACUAAAAGCACAUGUUUUUCAAUGCAUUGAGUGUUGUAUUGAAUGAAUUGAAUGAAUGUUUGCAAAGAAUAGUCUUUUCAAUCAAUUGUCUAUUGAUUUGAAUUAACAAUACUUUUGAUUAAAUAAUGUUUUCUUUAACCAAAUCCGUGGCUAAGCUUAAGGCUCUCACAAACUCUUCAAAUGAUAUCAAUCUCAACAUUAAGAAGAAGAAGAAGAAAACCUCUAAACACAAGAAACUGAUGACAGAUAAUGACGUGAAUGUUGACGGCAAACACAAAAGACACGACACAAGAGGUGUUAUUAGGAUAUCUAACAUACCCUUUGGUUUCUUCGAGAAAGAAAUGUUUGAAUAUUUCUCUCAAUUCGGAACUGUCUUACGAUUAAGGAUUUCACGAAAUCCCAAAACAGGAAAUCGAAGAAAUUAUGCAUUCGUUGAGUUUGAGUUCGAAGAAGUGGCUAAUAUAGUGGCAGAAACUAUGAAUAAUUAUCUUAUGUUUAACCAUAUAAUCAAAUGUCAAUAUAUUCCGGACUUUAAAGUUAAGAAAAUGCCGCUUAUCUUCAAAAACUGGAAUAAGUUGUCGAUUACUUCUACAGAAAGUCAUAAAUUGAAACAUAACAGAAGUAAAGAUAUCGACCGAGAGAUCAAACUGACCAGAAAACGACUGACGAAAGUAAGAGCAAUGGAAAGUCAACUCAAAAAACAUGGCAUUGACUUUAAGUGUGAAAUCGUUAAUACACUGAGUUUUUCAACGAUUAGACGAGAAGCCAAAGCAUUGGCUGUGAAUGAUAUGACAAACAAUGAAUUAAAAAGACAAAAGAGUAAGAAAACAAUUGUUAGAAAAACACAUCAGAAGAUCAAUAAGGAAGAGAUCGUCAAACGUAUCAAAGAGUCGAUCGUUGAUUUGAAUAAACAAUUUAGUGACAAACGUAAAGCCCGAAAGAGACUACUGUUUCCCAAUUUAUAUAAGUUUUCUUUAAUAUUAUCGGCAAAUAAGAAACGAUUAAAAUAA